AUGAUUCGUGAGGACGGCACGCUGAGCGCGGAGGCGUUCGAAGUCGGCGUUCGAGAGAUAUUGAACGAUCGAAGUGGGUGCGUGCGCGGACGAUGGGUGGAAGAGACGACGUCGAUGGUUCGCGCGACGACUGCGAACGGGUACGGAGUUCUCGAGAGCGACUUCAGGGAGGAGACGCUCGAGAUCGUCGAGCGCGAGGGCGACGACGUGUUCGAUGACGACCAUGACGACGCGGUGGUGCGCACAGCGACGCGUGGGCACGUGCGCGAGUAUCGCGUCGUAUACUCGGCGACGUUUUGUGUUCCGGUGUUGUGCGUUCGCGCGCGAGACGCGACGACUCGAGCGGCGUGGACCGUCAGCAGACUUCUCACUUCGCUUCGUCGGGAGAACCCGUGCGUGCGAACGAAUGAUGACGAUCCGGUGCUCACGCCGUAUUCGAAUCCACACGAGCGUGAAAACGGCGAUUGGGCGUGCGUACAUCCGUGCGCCACGGCUGGCGCUAUGCGACUGUUACUCGCCGCCGACGCCGCCGCGACGUCUCCGCGACGAUACCUCGAAGCGUGGCUUCGAUGCGUCGCCCGCGAGGUCUCCCUCGCGCUCGAUGACGAUUGA
Messenger RNA from Ostreococcus tauri, 612 nucleotides. RefSeq lists its product as hypothetical. Gene Ontology annotation, molecular function: Atg12 transferase activity. NCBI's taxonomy places the organism in Eukaryota, Viridiplantae, Chlorophyta, Mamiellophyceae, Mamiellales, Bathycoccaceae. Gene Ontology annotation, cellular component: intracellular anatomical structure. Bases 1 to 612 code for a protein of 203 amino acids. The transcript has a single exon. The record is from RefSeq and is a predicted model, not a curated record. Gene Ontology annotation, biological process: protein modification by small protein conjugation; macroautophagy; protein lipidation.